Molecule: messenger RNA, 765 nt
Organism: Echinostoma caproni
Lineage: Eukaryota; Metazoa; Platyhelminthes; Trematoda; Plagiorchiida; Echinostomatidae
Source: the annotation of a GenBank genome assembly
AUGAUUCAAAGUAUGUUCGUUGUGAAUCUUUCUGGUGAGGUGUGUCUUGAAAAACACUGGGUUAGAGUUACGUCUAAAACCGUUUGUGAUGCCGUCUCCGAGGCAUCCGUUGAAGCCACCACUACACAACAGCCUCCUCCGGUCACCGAAGUGUCGAAUGCCAACUUAUGCCACAUCAUAAAGAAUGAUUUAUUUUUUGUUGCUGUCUUUGUGAACGAAAUACUUUGGUACAAUUUCGGAAACCGCAAUUCUAAGUCUACGAACUUUUCGGACGAGCCGUACAAAUCCAAGAUUUUAGACGAAAUGCUUGAUGGUGGAUUUCCUCUGGCUACGGAGCCCAACAUUUUACGAGAAAUCGUACGACCUCCAAACCUGCUGAAAACACUUACAGACGCUAUGGUUGGCAAAAACUCAAUGGUUAGUUCAGUACUACCUGCCUGUCAGUUGUCCAAUGUUCGAUGGAGACGUAGUGGCGUGAAAUAUACAAACAAUGAGUUAUAUUUCGACAUGAUUGAGACCAUCGAAGGGAUGAGACUCUUCGCUGUUGGCGCGGAUACGGGCUUUGGUUCGGGUGUACCAGAUCUGACUUUGGCAUUUUCCAAUCAUCGUCUGAUUGAUGACGCCAGUCUCCAUCCUUGUGUACGAUUUUUGCGCUGGAAACGGGAACGGGUUUUGUCGUUCAUACCACCGGAUGGGCAUUUUUGCCUCAUGAACUAUGAGCGAAGUUCACUGAUCGCUGCCAAACUCAUAUUGCAUACAAGGUAA